Messenger RNA from Paramecium octaurelia, 1009 nucleotides. The record is from the annotation of a GenBank genome assembly. Lineage: Eukaryota; Ciliophora; Oligohymenophorea; Peniculida; Parameciidae.
CUCAAAUGAUUCCAGAGAAAUUAUUAGAAAAAAACAAGCAAGUUCAAAUUACCUUAGAUAGUCCCAGAAACUUCAGAAUUUCCUAAACUAAUCCAAAAAAAAAAUACGAAUUGCAAAACGGAACUAUGUUCCAAAUUACAAGACAGUAUGGAGUCAAUGAAGAUUACACUCAUAUUUAGGAUCUUUAUAGGGGAGUGAUCAAAAGUGGGGAUUAUAAACUACCGUUUUAAGUACCUACUAAAUUUGGUAUGAAUUCUAGUUUUGUAUAUCGAAACUCUGAUGGUAUGAUCUUAUCAUUAAUAUAGGAUUGUAAUAGGCUAAAAUCCAAUAUAAAAUCUAUUUAAAAAUAAGCGAUUUGCAAUCAAAUUAAGUAAUAAUAUAAAAGAGCAUUCCAGUUUAUAUCAACAGCAGAUUUAAAUUUACGGAGUAAAAAAGAGAGAGUGAAGGUAAUAUUGUGUAGUUCUUCUGUAUUUAUCGGGGCAUGAUUGAAUUAAGUAUAAGAACUGCAAAGAACCUUUACAAGCCUGGAGAAGUGCUGGAAUUGGAAUACAUAUUAAAUACUACUAGAGCUUAAAGAUGCAUAAGUAAAGUGGAAGUGAAGUUGAAUCAUUAUCUUAGUUUCAUAGAUGAUGAUGAAAACGAGAGAGUGAUAAAAAAUAGCACACUAUACACAACAGAAUUGCCUGGGAAUCCUGCAGGAAAGAGAAGUGAUAUCCUAAAACAUUCAAUUACAAUUCCUAAUGAUUUGGCAGCCACCGUCAAGAUGGAAUUUAUAAAAAAUCAUUACAUUUUAUAAGUGCAAGCAUUUUCAGUAAUUAAAGAAUAUAGAGUAUAGGAUGGACUACUAACUUCAUUGGCUAUUCCAGUAAUAUGUUAAAUUCCAAUAAUAAUAUUGGAGAGAAGAAAACAGGAGAAACCCAACCUUGAUGAUUGGAAAUUCAUUACACAAACACAAGAUAACAAUUCUUUUUACUUAUUCACAUCUUAGUAAUAAUAAUUAUUUAAUUGA